CGUGGACACGACCUUGCUCAAUAUCUAGCAAGCUGCAAAAAUCUGGGGAACAUAAAUGUGUGGACUGGUAUUCCCUUUUGCACAGAUUGUCACACAUCUAUCAUCCUCACACAUCCCCCAUCCUCACAAAUCCAUUAUCCUCACUCCAACGACAAGUCGCUGGCAGCGUCAAUUCGACAGCAAACAGUACUACCCAAAAAACUAAAACAGAAAAAGGUUUGGGUAGCCAAGUAAAAAUUCCAGCAACGUUACAACUGUUCCGUUCUACAAACAUGUAUUUAUCCGCCGAUACUAGCGCCCUCCUCCGUCGUAUCACGCGCCUCGAGGAUAUCCAGGAGAUCCAUAACAUCAUGGGCCGUCGAGCAUAUCUGCAUUCUGCCGGGCGUCAUGACCGUGAGAUCGAGGAACUAUGGAGUACUAGAGAUGAUGUCGUAUUUGAAGCCGAAGACAUGGGUGCCUGGGCCAAACUCUCCAGCAUCAAGAAGAGUUAUGUCAACGGCAAUCCCUUUCGUAGUGGGACCAAGGGUUUGAUGAUUGAGCAUACCCUCACUACUCCAGUCAUCGAGAUUGCCGAGGACGGCCAGACGGCGAAGGGUGUGUGGGUUUCUCCUGGUCACGAAACCUUUCCCGUGGCUGAGGGGCCGCUAAAAGCGCAUUGGUCGUGGGGACGAUAUGCUGUUGACUUCCGAAAGGAGGACGGCAAGUGGAAGAUCUGGCACCUCCAUGUUCUUACGACAUUCCGCACUCCCUUCGGACAGGAUUGGGCAAAACAGCCACUAAAAGACCGGAUUAUCUACCGGAGGAGGGCCAACCUCAGGACUCAAUCGGUGUUGCUGACAGAGGAGUGUCUUUCAACGAACCGUAUCAUCCAGAUCGUGCUCCCAAGUACCAACCCAUCCCUCCGGAUGCGUACAGGACCUGGGCAGAUACUUUCAGUGCUACCGACUUUUACGAGCACCCAGCUUGAUGCCUUCAUUCUAUUUAAUUGUUUGCGACGCCAGUGUGAGGUGGAUCAGAAUUAGGAUAUGAGAUUAUACUUAUCAACGGGAGGGGCAUAAGAGCGACAGAAGUGGAGACAGCUAGAUGAUAAGCUUGAAAAAAUGGUACAUGAAUGAUACUGGUUGUUAUUUCAAUGC
Molecule: messenger RNA, 1136 nt
Organism: Hyaloscypha bicolor E
Lineage: Eukaryota; Fungi; Ascomycota; Leotiomycetes; Helotiales; Hyaloscyphaceae
Exons: 2
Coding region: 273-1022 (249 amino acids)
Source: RefSeq, a predicted model, not a curated record